Molecule: messenger RNA, 1464 nt
Organism: Hibiscus syriacus
Lineage: Eukaryota; Viridiplantae; Streptophyta; Magnoliopsida; Malvales; Malvaceae
Exons: 3
Coding region: 1-1464 (487 amino acids)
Source: RefSeq, a predicted model, not a curated record
AUGAAUUUGUUGUUGCCUGACUUUAUAUCCCUCAAUCAAACCGCUUUCGUGAGAGGUAGAUCUAUCAUUGACAACACCCUCCUUGCUCAAGAAUUGGUCAAAGGCUAUGGUAGAAAGAAUAUUUCUCCAAGAUGUGCCCUUAAAGUUGACUUACAAAAAGCCUUUGAUUCCCUUAACUGGGAUUUCAUCUCCUCCAUUCUUAGAGCCAUUGGACUACCUCCCAUUUUCACUAAAUGGAUUGAAACUUGCUUCAAAGAAGCUAGAUAUUCCAUAUCUUUUAAUGGUAGUCUAAUAGGGUACUUCAAGGGUCAGAGAGGUAUUAGACAAGGAGACCCCUUAUCUCCAAUCCUUUUUGUGAUAGCUAUGAAUACCCUCUCUAAAAUUCUCAAUCUUGCUGCAGCUAGAGGAAAUCUUGAUUCUAUUGCUGAAGUGACAAGUGUUCUAAACCAUUUCUAUGUUUUAUCUGGUCUGAACCUCAAUGUUAACAAAACAGAAUUUUACACUGCUGGUAUUCCUGAUAGAACCCUGGACUCCAUUAAAUCUGUCACUAGCUUUAAACAAGGUUUCCUGCCUGUUAGGUACCUAGGAGUUCCUCUAGUUACUCGGAAGCUUACUGAAAAAGACUGUCUACCUCUCUACGAUAAUAUUAUUCGUAGGCUUCACCAUUGGUCUGGUAAAAUUUUAAGCUAUGCUGGUCGUCUUGAGCUUAUUAAAACUGUUCUAUACAAUGUUGUUAACUUCUGGAAUAGGCAAUUUAUCCUUCCUCAGAAAGUUAUCAAUCGUCUAGAACAACUUUUCUCUCGGUUUCUUUGGAAAGGUAAUGAUACUGCUGCUAAAGGUGCUAGGAUUAGCUGGGAUAGACUGUGCUGUCCUAAAUCUGAAGGAGGUCUCGGGUUGAAGAACAUUCAUUCCUGGAAUAAAGCUUGCAUGUUGCAACUAAUACGGAAAAUAAUGGCUGGAGAGGGCUCUCUAUGGGUUGCUUGGAUCCAUUGCUAUGUUAUUAAAAAUAAUGAUCUUAACGACAUUAAUGUUAAUUCUUCCCACAGUUGGACCAUCAGAAAAUUGAUGAAAAUAAAAAGUGAAGCCUAUCCAAAAUUAACUGUUGGUGCCACGAAAAUAAAAGAUUUAUGGGAAAAUAUAAGAGUUCAUAGAGACAAAGUUUUCUGGCAUAAGGUGAUUUGGUUUCCACUACACAUCCCAAAGCUAAGCAUUAUCUCUUGGAUGGCAAUUCUGGAUCGUCUUCCUACUCGUGAUAGACUUAUUAAAAUGGGUAUUGUGACUGAUAGUUAUUGUCUUGGGAUUCAAGGCUUCAUUGGGCUGCUCAAACUUGGAAGGGCAAAUUCUUAUUUCUACCAUAUUGAGGAUCGCCUGGAGUGCUUUCAUAUACUUCAUUUGGGAGGAGAGAAACAGAAGAAUUUUCAACAGAGGAACAAGAACGACAGACCAACUUCUAAAGGCUAUUAA